Sebastes umbrosus (honeycomb rockfish) is the source of this 1207-nucleotide messenger RNA. RefSeq names its product phospholipid scramblase 2. Gene Ontology annotation, cellular component: plasma membrane. Lineage: Eukaryota; Metazoa; Chordata; Actinopteri; Perciformes; Sebastidae. Gene Ontology annotation, molecular function: phospholipid scramblase activity. Bases 193 to 879 code for a protein of 228 amino acids. The transcript has 7 exons. The record is from RefSeq and is a predicted model, not a curated record. Gene Ontology annotation, biological process: plasma membrane phospholipid scrambling.
UAUAUUCUACUCUGUUCUGUUGACUUCUCUUCUACACUGCCGUCUUGUCAUUGGCGCAUGGGAAUGGGAAGUACGAUGACGUCGACCAAUGAGAUUAUAGGUUUAUUCCAUGGGCUUGGUUCCGGGCUGGCCUGUUAUUAUUUUAACUAGCAGGUGAAAUCUCGGUUUCCCUCCAGUCUGGAAAAAAAAAAAAUGGAAAUGUAUGCUGCACCCGACGAGGAAAUACCAGGCUGUCCACCAGGAUUAGAAUACCUGACUACGGUGGAUCAGCUACUCAUCAAACAGAAAGUUGAGCUUGUUGAAGCCCUCGUUGGUUUUGAAAGCAACAACAAGUAUGAAGUCCGCAACAGCAUGGGCCAGAACGUGUUCUAUGCUGUCGAGGAGAACGACUGUCUGAGUCGACAGUGUUGCGGUCCGAUGCGCUCCUUCACCAUCCACGUCCUUGACAAUUUUGGACAAGAGGUCAUCACCGUCACCAGGCCACUUAAGUGCAUGUCUUGCUGCUACCCUUGUUGUCUACAAGAGCUGGAGGUGCAGUCACCCCCCGGUAACACAGUGGGGUAUGUUAAACAACAGUGGCACCCGUUCUCCCCCAAAUUCAUCGUUUCGAACGAACACGACGAGCCUGUGCUGAAGAUCCACGGGCCCUUCUGUGGAUGGAGCUGCCUACCAGAUGUUGACUUUGAGAUUGUGACGAUGGAUGAAGUGAGUAAGAUCGGGAAAAUCAGUAAGCAGUGGACAGGACUGCUUCGGGAAGUGUUCACAGAUUCAGACAACUUUGGUAUCCAGUUCCCCAUGGAUCUGGAUGUGAGGAUGAAGGCUGUAAUGAUCGGCGCGUGUUUUCUCAUUGAUUUCAUGUUCUUUGAGACCCCUAACUAGGAGCCAAACAGGAUAUCCAUGUAAACAUACAAACAUUCCUGGAAGAACAAAGGUCACCAAGCCAUGAUGAUCAGUCCCAAAAAUGCCCUAACAUAGAACAACCUUCAAACAGGUAGUUUAAAGGAAGUACCAAAAGGUACCUAUAUGUUACAAUAUGCAUGAACAAUGAAAUAGAAGGUUUGUUUUAGUCAUAGCUGCUCAGGUUGGUUGUUUAAACACGUCGCUGGGCCGUGAGUGCACAGUGCAGUGUUUUAAGACAAAAAGUUUUCAUUUGUGUUUACAUUAUGGUCGCUAAGCCCAUCUGGGCUCAGAACCAUUCCUUACUACU